Solea solea (common sole) is the source of this 902-nucleotide messenger RNA. Its product is annotated as PRKCA-binding protein-like. Gene Ontology annotation, molecular function: phospholipid binding; protein kinase C binding; protein domain specific binding. The record is from RefSeq and is a predicted model, not a curated record. Lineage: Eukaryota; Metazoa; Chordata; Actinopteri; Pleuronectiformes; Soleidae. The coding region runs from base 173 to 760 and encodes 195 amino acids. Gene Ontology annotation, biological process: dendritic spine maintenance; receptor clustering; positive regulation of receptor internalization. Gene Ontology annotation, cellular component: postsynaptic density; synaptic vesicle; trans-Golgi network membrane. The transcript is spliced from 10 exons.
CGCUAUAAUGCCGGAAGUCACGCAAUAAAGUAAACAGAGCAGGAGCUGUCAGUGAAACCUAGAUAGUCCGCACUGAAAGGACCGAAAUAUAGAAAUGCAUUUAACUUUUUCUUCAUAAUAAGCGGAAUUUACACGGUAAACCUUUUCAAGUCCACAAAGAGGUUGUACAGACAUGGACUAUGAAUUAGAAGAGGACAAGCUUGGAAUACCAACAGUACCAGGUACUGUGUGUCUGACGAAAGAUGCUAAUAACCUCAUUGGAAUCAGCAUUGGUGGUGGGGCACAGUACUGCCCUUGUCUCUACAUUGUCCAAGUUUUUGAUAACACCCCAGCAGCUCUGGAUGGGACACUGGCAGCAGGUGUUGAAAUCACAGGUGUGAACGGCAAACCAGUGAAGGGAAAAACUAAAGUGGAGGUGGCCAAGAUGAUUCAAGCUGUCCAGGGAGAAGCAACAAUCCACUACAACAAACUGCAGGCAGACCCAAAACAGGGGAAGUCUUUGGAUAUAGUGCUUAAAAAGGUCAAACAUCGGCUGGUGGAGAAUAUGAGCUCAGGCAAGGCAGAUGCACUUGGACUCAGUAGAGCUAUUCUCUGCAAUGAUGGACUGGUCAAAAGACUGGAGGAACUGGAGAAAACAGCAGAGCUCUACAAAGGGCUGAUGGAGCACACAAAGAGGCUGCUCAGAGCUUUUUUUGAGCUUUCUCAAACUCACAGAGCAUUUGGUGACGUUUCUUCAUCUCUACCUACAACACGAUCAUGAAGGUGGUGUUCCUGGCUAUGUCUUAUGCCACUGUGUACCUGAUCUACAUGCGCUUCAGGAACACAUUCGAUUCAGACAAUGACACGUUCCGAGAAGAAUUCCUGUUGGUGCCGGUUAUCGGACUCUCCUUCCUGGAGAACUA